UUCGCAACCAUUUAUCCCCAGGAUGGGUGCAUCAUGAGCUUCAAAAAGCGAGAAGCUGUUUCUGCUUAAUAGAUAAUUCCUAUGCUAUACUACUGUCACCCCACCUCCGCCCGUUGUCCCUCUCUACUAUCUCUCCAAAAACUUUACUUCUCUACUAUAAUCGCUUUCCCCAUGUUCCUUUUUACAAUUUUUGUUUGCCUCUCCUCCACCGUCGCUGUGGAUCCGUUUUUGUGCCUUUAUUUAAUUCUUCCUCUCUUUGAAAUCCUAAUACUUUUUUUCCCACUUUCUAUAAAUUAUUCAGCUACUUAAUACAAGACUUAUAUGUUGUAUACAUCUUCAUGAUCAAACCUAUUGUACUCCGGCUUAUAGAUGUGCCUUAUUUCAAUUUCUGAAUUUAUCAGA
Molecule: messenger RNA, 402 nt
Organism: Zychaea mexicana
Lineage: Eukaryota; Fungi; Mucoromycota; Mucoromycetes; Mucorales; Lichtheimiaceae
Exons: 2
Coding region: 82-309 (75 amino acids)
Source: RefSeq, a predicted model, not a curated record